GCAAUUGCUGCCACUGUCUCUGGAUUAGAAACCACUUGACAGAGGGGACAGCCCGGCUAAGGGCCCUGCAUGGUCAGGUGAAGAGAUCUUUAGGAGUCAGUGUUGAAGGCAGAAAACGCCCCCAGAGGUUCCCCUCAUCCCCCGUUGCAGCCUGUGUGUCUAAGCGCUUGGCCAGAGCCAGAGGGUCGCCGGCAAGAGAAACUCCGCGGCGAGCACGCAGCAGCAGAAGGGUUAACGCGCCGGGCUCCGCCUCCCAACCGCCUCUUCCGGGCAGAGAGGCGGGCUUACGUCACUUCCUGGAGACUGGUUGAAUCCGGAAGUGACCCUAGAGGAACGAGUUGUGGCUGAGGACCCCGGCGGCAGACGCAGGUUCGGGACCAUGAGCUGCCUCCAAAGAAGAUUUGCAGAUCCAAAGUUUGCCCCUCUAUAGAGAAGUAGCAAAGCACCUAAUAUAGACCAUAAUGAUUCGUGAUUUCAAGGAUGAUAGCUAUUACAGAUUCCUUUUAAAAUUGGGCAGCCCAAGAAACAGAUUGUGCCCAAAACAGUGGAGAGAGACUUUGAAAGGGAGUAUGGAAAACUUCAGCAGCUGGAAGAGCAGACCCGGAGGCUGCAGAAAGACAUGAAGAAGAGCACCGACGCCGACCUGGCCAUGUCAAAAUCUGCCGUGAAGAUAUCCUUGGACUUACUCUCCAAUCCCCUCUGUGAGCAAGACCAGGACCUUCUGAACAUGGUGACGGCCCUGGACACGGCCAUGAAGCGGAUGGAUGCCUUCAAUCAGGAAAAGGUGAACCAGAUCCAGAAGACUGUGAUCGAGCCCUUAAAAAAGUUCGGCAGUGUCUUCCCGAGCCUCAACAUGGCGGUGAAGAGGCGGGAACAGGCCUUGCAGGACUACAGGAGGCUGCAGGCCAAGGUGGAGAAGUAUGAGGAAAAGGAGAAGACGGGGCCAGUGCUGGCCAAGCUCCACCAGGCACGAGAGGAGCUGCGGCCUGUACGGGAGGACUUUGAAGCCAAGAACAGGCAGCUGCUGGAGGAGAUGCCGCGCUUCUACGGCAGCCGCCUCGACUACUUCCAGCCCAGCUUCGAGUCCCUCAUCCGAGCUCAGGUUGUGUACUACUCGGAAAUGCACAAGAUCUUUGGAGACCUGUCCCAUCAGCUUGACCAGCCAGGCCACUCCGAUGAGCAGCGGGAGCGGGAGAACGAGGCCAAACUCAGUGAGCUCCGGGCCCUCUCCAUUGUGGCCGAUGACUGAAUCCCCGUCACUCUUGGAGGACUCCUGUGACGUGGUCAGCCUCAUUCAUCCUUGCCCUUCUCAGGGCUAGCUGCUCCUCUCACAGGCUGGGGACAGAGGUGGCCCUGGUUCACUUGCCGGCCCUUUGCAAUGAAUGACUCUUCCUGAGCCUGGCACCAGGAGCCCUAGGCAGGCCGCCGUCUCCCCACUCACAGCCCCAGCAGGUAAGCAGUGUAGACAAACCCUUGGGGCUUUUUUAUUUGGAGAACCGUCCAGCAUGCAUCCUGGCCCACGGCCUGAGCAAGCUGCAGCCCUUCUGAGGCCAUGGGCUUCGUUGGCUAAGUUGGGGGUCUUAGCCUUGCACGCGUUGUGGGCAUCAAAUCUACCUCCAAAAGACCCAUCCUGGGGAGCCCUCUGGCCCCUCGUUGCCUUUUCACUUCAAAACCUCUUUUUUCUGGGAGAGGCCCUGAACCCUGUGCGGGAGAGCUGGUCCUCCAGCCCUGGCAGGCCCUCAGCCAGCUUCCCAGCAAGACAAAAGCCACCCUUGUGGCUUUGGGACCUAAGUGGUUGGGGUUCCCGAGGUCACUGAGAACUGGUACCUCGGGAACGCCAGCUGUCAGUGGAGCUGUCCCACCACACAGAAUGUCCCACAAGAAUUCACAGGUCUCAAAGCAGGAACAGUGGGUUUGUGUCUCACCUGAGUAUCUGGAAUUUUAUUUUUUCAAGUAAAAUUUUCAAUGAAACG
This is a messenger RNA of Pan troglodytes (chimpanzee), 1973 nucleotides long. It is a transcript of the gene BIN3, whose product is annotated as bridging integrator 3. Gene Ontology annotation, biological process: actin cortical patch localization; endocytosis; plasma membrane tubulation. NCBI's taxonomy places the organism in Eukaryota, Metazoa, Chordata, Mammalia, Primates, Hominidae. Gene Ontology annotation, molecular function: protein binding; lipid binding. The record is from RefSeq and is a predicted model, not a curated record. Gene Ontology annotation, cellular component: cytoplasm; actin cytoskeleton. The transcript is spliced from 10 exons. The coding region runs from base 620 to 1249 and encodes 209 amino acids.